Molecule: messenger RNA, 1463 nt
Organism: Macadamia integrifolia
Lineage: Eukaryota; Viridiplantae; Streptophyta; Magnoliopsida; Proteales; Proteaceae
Product: protein CHROMOSOME TRANSMISSION FIDELITY 7
Exons: 6
Coding region: 226-1311 (361 amino acids)
Biological process (GO): mitotic sister chromatid cohesion
Cellular component (GO): chromatin; nucleus
Molecular function (GO): protein-lysine-acetyltransferase activity
Source: RefSeq, a predicted model, not a curated record
UAAGCUAUUUUUGUUCAGACACAGAGCGAGCCCUAACGCCUUCUUUCCAUUCCUUUCAUCUAACAAAGCUUAGCUUCGACGAAUCCGCUUGAAUUUGAAACCAGUGGGAGAAGAUCGAAUGAGACAGCGAGCAAUUCCCAAAGAGGAAAAGCAAUGAUCCACCAUUAUCUACCCUAAUUAUUAUUUCUAUUCUUCAUCUUGUGCAUUUGCUCAUAGUUUUCAAAGAUGCAGGCUAAGAUCAGUGCUUUUUUCAAGCCUUCCACAACCAAAAUCUCAGAUCCGCCCCAGAUUUUUGGUCAAAUUGAAGAUGAUCUGGAACUCAAGGUCCCAGAAAUUCUGAUAACGUAUAAGCGUCGAGCUCCGAAGGCAGACCCCUUUAGGAACAAUGACUUUAGCAAUCAGCAGACUGAGGGAACACCAAUGGAUUUGAAUCCAGUUGUUUCUACUGCAGAACCAGCUUGCACCUCUGGUCGAAUCUUGAACAAGAAGAGAAGUUAUGCUCAGUUCCAUUUGGAGCUGGGCCAAUCUGAUUUCCUUCUCCAUAUGUGCUCCACCUGUGGUCUAAAAUAUGCUCGCGGGGAAGAAGGGGAUGAGAAAGUUCAUAAGGAAUUUCACAAGAAGAUCACUCUGGGAAUCCAGUUCAAGGGUUUUCGUAAUGAAAGAGUUAUUCCAAUGCCUUCAAGUGAUGGGACCCGGAUCAUUUUGGUAUUAGAUGGUGAUCCACCUGCACAAUGGAACAAGGUUCAGAAGGUUGCAAAGAUGAUUGAGAAGGAACUAGGAAUGGAAGAUGGGUGGCUCAUUCAUAAGUUCUGCAGGGUGUAUUUAUUCAUUUCCUUUCAGAGGAUUGCUGGCUGCCUAGUUGUUGAACCCAUAAAAAAUGCCUACAGAGUUCUCUCGCGUUCAGUGGCUCCAAAAAGCUCUACUGUCACUCACGCAAAGAAAGCUAGAUCAAAUUCAACCGUGCUUCACUUUGGAGAAGUAAAUUUUAAGAGGGAAGUCAUUAAAGCAGUCCCCUCAGUUGGUAGUCCUGAGCUGGUAGAUAGGGACUUCAAUGGAGCAAUCUUCUGUGACAAGGCAGCUGUGCCUGCUUUCUGUGGCAUCAGAGCCAUAUGGGUCACGCCCUCUAACAGAAGAAAACGCAUUGCCACUCGGUUACUAGAUGCUGCAAGGAAGAGUUUCUGCAUGGGUGUGGUCCUAGAAUCCUCUCAAUUAGCAUUCUCUCAGCCAACAUCUGCUGGUAAAGCAUUAGCAUCCAGUUACAGCGCCAAAGAGUCUUUAUUGGUUUACAAGCCUGAUACUUUGAACUGCUAAUUUUCAUAAUAUGCUGUACCAGUUUUGAAUGACUUUGGGGGGAUUUUCCAUGCAAUGGCUGCAGUGCCCGGAUGAUGGUUAAUUUAGCCCUUGUUGAACUGAUUUGUUCUUAUUCCAACAAUAAAUACAAUGUAGAAUGGUCAAUUAUGUGA